Molecule: messenger RNA, 2490 nt
Organism: Sturnus vulgaris (Common starling)
Lineage: Eukaryota; Metazoa; Chordata; Aves; Passeriformes; Sturnidae
Gene: EEPD1
Product: endonuclease/exonuclease/phosphatase family domain containing 1
Biological process (GO): DNA repair
Cellular component (GO): plasma membrane
Molecular function (GO): DNA binding; catalytic activity
Source: RefSeq, a predicted model, not a curated record
GUACAGCCUGGCGUGUUCACUAAAUAACACCAAACCUCAUGUCUCCUAGUACCGUAGUGGUUGGGCUUUAAUGGAAUACCUUUUUCAUUUUCCUCAUUAUCCUAUUGUUUUCUGAACCAUCUCCACCCUCUUUAUCUUAGUAGUAAUACUCUCUGCAGACUAGAAAUGCAUUGUCUGUGGCUAGUUUAUAAUUCAUUUGCUAUAGGCUUUUUUAUGAUACCUUGAAGACACUGAAAGCUAGAAGUCCAUUAAAGUAAAAGCACAUUGGUGUUUAAGGAUUAGGCUGUGAAUACCUGCAGUGGAAAGCCAAAUAAGGACAGGACUAGAACUAUGUUUUGCCAGCUGCUGUUGCAGGAUGGAUGUAUAUAAUUAGCCUAUAAGGUGUUAGUGAAUGUUCAAGAAUUAUGCAAUAUUCCUCUGAGGUUUUGAAAGGCUAAUGAAACUUUUUGUGUUAUCUCCUUUGGCAAACUUCUAUGUUAGCUAUUCAUACCUUCUUGAAUAUGAGCUAUUAGCUAUACUGGCUUUUUAUGGUGUGCAGGGUGGUGAGAGUAAUUUAAACAAUAUUUAUAUUCAUCAUUUGAUUCUUCUAUUGCCAUGCAAGUGUUUUUGUAUCCCUGGUUAAAGGAAAUUAGCCUCUGGAGUCCAAAGAUAAUAUAUUAAAUGACUGGGUUUAAGACUGGGUAAGUGAAGUGAGCCUGUGGAGCUGCAAUACAGGUGUAGAAUCUUGCUUGAGUCACUCUCAUAACCUUGUUGAAUUGAAUGAAAUUCAAUGUGCAGGAUUUAGCCCGUAGAGGUAAACUUAGAAAAGAUUAAGUAGGUGAAGAAAUUUGGGAUUGAUUAGCAAAGAUCAUUACAAGAAUAACAAUUGAGGAUUAUCUUUCUACUGUAAUUUUAAAUGGUGGUGCACAUUUUCCUCAUCUCUCCUUCAAAUUUCGUGAGCUGGGUUGUCUUAAUUACUGCACCUCAUGUAUAAUAUUGUAAAUCCCUGGAACUGGCUUUUUGGGACUCCUAGAAACCUGUUGACACUGAGGAACAAAGCAGACUACAACUGAUAGUAAUGUCUAGAAUAUUUUUCUGUGUCAUUCAGAAGAUCCUUUGGUGUUAAUUUGGGAUAUUACAAAAGUAAUGACUGAUGCAGUUUCUCUGUAAGGCAAAUUUAGAUACACUUGUAAUCUGGAAACCAAAAAAUCUGCUUGUGAUGGCUAAUUCAAGGCAAAGAAAGUGACGUCUCUCUUGCUUUAGUUUCAUCAUGGGCAUUUCUUGUAUUUCUUUUGUUAAGAGAGAAGAUAAAAAGAGAACUUCAGUUCUGCUGUUUCUUAGAUUUCUGUAAUGCUUGCAGUGGAGUGAUUAAUUAUGUUUUUCACUCUGUUUCUUUCUUACAGUAUCAAGCUUUUGGCUGUGCAGGAGCUGGCUGACAGAGAAGCACUGGAAAAGUUUUGUAUGGAGCUGAACCAGCCGACGCUGCCAAACAUCCGCAAGUGGAAGGGCCCUAGAGGAUGUUGGAAGGGUGUUGUUUCCGAAAAACCCUCAGGCCAGCUACACAAGGGAGUUGAAUAUUCUGGCUUCCUCUGGGAUACAACAGCUGGCAUUGAGUUGAAAUAUGCCUCAUCUCAGGAGGCUGCACAGAUUAAUGGGAAUGGGAGGCACUCAUAUCCUCAUCCGUAUCUUGCACAUUUCAAGGUUGGAAUGAAUGAUCUGACUGUGGUUAACCUUCACCUGGCCUUGCCACCCUCUGCAGGAGAGAGCACUGGGAAGAACCACGACAGCCACAAACUGGCAGCCUGUGCGCAGAGUUUGCAGGAGACUCUGAAAGGAGAAAAAGAUGUAAUAAUCCUUGGAGACUUUAACCAGGCCCCAGACAGCAGCGACCAUGACAUCCUGAAGAAGGAGAAGUUUCACUAUCUGGUCCCUUCCAGCACCUUCACCAACAUCAGCACAAAGAACCCACAAGGGUCCAAGUCACUGGAUAACAUCUGGAUCAGUCGGAGCUUAAAAAAGAUUUUCACAGGCCACUGGGCUGUCGUGCGAGAAGGGCUUACAAACCCAUGGAUCCCUGAUAACUGGUCCUGGGGUGGGGUGGCUUCAGAGCACUGCCCUGUGCUCGCUGAAUUUUACCUGGAAAAGGACUGGAACAGAAAGGAGGUGACACGGAAUGGGAACGGGAUAACGGUUGAACACAACGACUCCCACACUAAGCAUGAACGAUGACAUGAACUUGAGGGUACCUCUUCUGCUCCUGGCCACUCACAACUCCACAACAGGGCAGGACUGCCUUCCCCUACCUCUCCUUCCUUCUCUCUUCCCUGCACUUAGAAAGUAUCAGCACUUGAUUUUGGUGGUCCUGGCUUUGUGCCCCUACUGGACAGGUCUGGAUGGAGUCUUAUGGCAGCAGAACAAUUUGCAAGCUUUUUCCAGGGACACAGUGGACAUUCCCAUGCCUGGAGAUUUGGAUAAGAAUUGCACAGAAAAUAAAGUGUACUUUUAAUACUG